Messenger RNA from Xiphias gladius (swordfish), 5956 nucleotides. RefSeq names its product mitogen-activated protein kinase kinase kinase 5. Gene Ontology annotation, molecular function: ATP binding; MAP kinase kinase kinase activity. Bases 114 to 4097 code for a protein of 1327 amino acids. The transcript is spliced from 28 exons. NCBI's taxonomy places the organism in Eukaryota, Metazoa, Chordata, Actinopteri, Istiophoriformes, Xiphiidae. The record is from RefSeq and is a predicted model, not a curated record. Gene Ontology annotation, biological process: protein phosphorylation; cellular response to stress; MAPK cascade.
ACCCGGGGGGGGGGAAACAGGAACAAGCAAACCGGGGAUCGUGUGCGUGUUUAAUGGCAGUUGUCCCGACGAAAGCCAUGCCCUGAGUUUCAGCUGCGGAUCAAGGCAGGGCCAUGUACACUACGGAGCGCAGGCGAAUGAGCCUGCACGAGUCGAGGAGGAAGGAUCCCGUGUGGGUGUCCGCGGGAAGUCUGUGGCAGGACACCCUGGCGAUGGAGCUGAGCGCCAGCAGCUCGGGUAAACAGAUCGUCUCUCCCCGGAGCCGGACCCGGGCAGUGUCCGUGGCUUACAUCGUGAACGAGGACGCGUCGGUGCCGCAGACCGAGGAGAACCUGUCCCUGAAAUGCCUGAAGGAAGCCUGCGCGGACGUCCACGCCGUGUUCAGAACGGUUUCGUUUGAGAGGAUAUCCCUGGGGACCACUGACAUCUUGGACAGUUUCUACAACGCAGAUGUGGCAGUAGUGGAGAUGAGUGACACUUUCUGCCAGCCGUCCCUCUUCUAUCACCUUGGCGUGAGAGAGAGUUUCAGUAUGACCAAUAACAUCAUUCUGUACUGUUACAAGCAAGAUAGUGACCUGCAGGCUGUCAAGGAGCAGUGUGGAAGUUACACGUUCAUCCCUUAUGUAGUGUCACCUCAAGGUAAAGUGUUUGCCUGUGAUGUCAAAAUAAUGGCUGGUAUCAAAGAGUUGAUGCAGCCUAGUUUCCAGCUGGAGCCCCUGCUUACCCCGCUGGUGGAAAGACUGGUGCAUCUGCUGAACAACAUACACAUUCAGUCCAGCGAGUACUUCCGGGAGUCAAUCAGACAUGAGAUACGUAUGGCCCGGGAGCGGUUCAGCGGCCGAGCCCUGAGUGAAGAGUUGAGCCACAUCCAGAAACGCCUGGACAGUGUGGAGCUGCUCACCCCUGAUAUAGUUAUGAACCUGCUGUUGUCCUACAGGGACAUUCAGGACUAUGAUUCCAUAAUCAAACUGGUGGAGACUCUGAACAACCUGCCCAUGUGUUUGGUAGCAAGACAUCAGAACAUCCAGUUUCACUACAUAUUUGCUCUAAACAGGAGGAAUCACCCUGGAGAUCGCGCUAAGGCUUUGGAGGCAAUCUUGCCUAUUGUGGAGUUGGCGGACAAGGUGGCAUCAGACGUCUACUGCCUGUGUGGACGGAUCUACAAGGACAUGUUCAUGAGCUCUGGGUUCACUGAUCAGUGCAGCAGAGACCAGGCCUGCUAUUGGUAUGGAAAAGCUUUUGAGACCGAGCCAACUCUUCACUCGGGCAUCAAUAAUGUGGUCCUCCUGAUGGCAGCUGGCCAUGAAUUUGACACUUCUAUUGAGCUGCGCAAAAUAGGUGUGACUUUAAGCACCCUGCUCGGUAGGAAGGGUAGCUUGGAGAAGAUGAGGGACUACUGGGAUGUCGGCUUCUACCUCGGAGCAAACAUUUUAGCAAACGAAUACAGGAAGGUCAUCGAGGCCUCCGAGAAACUCUAUAGGCUCAAGGCUCCUAUCUGGUAUGUGGCAUCAAUUAUGGAGACGUACAUCCUGUACCGUCAAUUUGCCAAACUGCCUGAGGUGGCGUCUCCUAAACAGGAAACCAUGAACUUCUGGAUGGAGCUGCUACUGCAAACCUGUAAACCCACCAUCUCCACAGACCGCUGCCCAGUUCUCAUUCUGGAGCCCAGUAAAGUCUUUCAACCAGCUAUUGUGUGUGUGAGUGAGGAGGACGAAAGUCGCACUGUCCAGUUGAGACACGUCACACCCUUAAAGAAAGGGUUACACCAGUGGACUUUCCCAGCCUCUGCAAUUCGCGGAGUGAGUGCCUCAAAGAUUGAUGAGCGCAGUUGCUUCCUAUAUGUCCACUACAACUCAGAUGACUUCCAACUCUGCUUCCCCUCCGACCUUCACUGCAAAGGUUUCUGUGAGCUGGUGAGCUCUCUGCUUCAGCAGGCUGAAGACUCUGUUCAGGUCCUGGACUAUCUAACUGAGGGAAUAUUAGAGUACAUCUAUGAGACCAAUGAGAACGGCGACAAAGUGGUUCUGGGUAAAGGGACGUACGGUGUGGUCUACGCUGGGAGGGACCUGAGCAACCAAGUGCGCAUCGCCAUCAAGGAGAUCCCCGAGAAGGACAGCACGUACUCCCAGCCCCUUCACGAGGAGAUAGCUCUUCACAAGAGACUCAAACACAGGAAUAUUGUCCAGUACCUGGGCUCUGUCAGUCACGACGGUUUCAUCAAGAUCUUCAUGGAGGAAGUACCAGGAGGCAGUUUGUCAUCUCUCUUGCGCUCCAAAUGGGGUCCUCUGAAAGACAACGAAGCCACCAUCAUCUUCUACACCAAACAGAUCCUCGAAGGGCUCAGAUACCUUCAUGAGAAUCAGAUAGUCCACAGAGACAUUAAGGGUGACAAUGUAUUGAUCAACACAUAUAGUGGAGUACUGAAGAUCUCUGACUUUGGAACCUCCAAACGGUUAGCAGGGAUCAACCCUUGUACUGAGACAUUUACUGGAACUCUCCAGUAUAUGGCCCCGGAGAUUAUAGACCAAGGGCCUCGGGGUUAUGGGAAGCCGGCUGAUAUCUGGUCCCUAGGGUGCACUAUUAUAGAAAUGGCAACAGGCAAAACACCCUUCCAUGAGCUGGGAAGUCCUCAGGCAGCCAUGUUCAAGGUGGGCAUGUUUAAGAUCCACCCCAAGGUUCCUGAGUGCAUGUCAGGUGAGGCAAAGGGCUUCAUCAUGAACUGUUUCGUACCAAACCCAGACGACAGAGCCACAGCUGCGGAGCUGCUGAUGGACACUUUCCUCAGGUCGCCCCCCAAGAAGAAGACCAAGGCGCCGCAGGAAUCAGAAACUAAAGACUCCCUUUCUGCUGACUACCAACGCAGCUUGUCUGUACCUAUCUCCAUCCUUGUGGAGGACACUGAUUUAUACUCGGAUUCACUUGACCUGUCCUGUUCCCUGGACCUCAGGAGGACCCAGUUCACCCUCAGAGCAGCUGAAGUCUCAGAGAGCCCACCAAGCACCAGCAGCUUCCUGCCGAUACCAGAGGAUUCUCCCUCAGAAACGUGCAGUCCAGCCUCAACAGAGGAGAAUAUUGGUCUUUUUAUGCUGAGAAAGGACAGCGAGAGGAGAGCCACACUGCACCGAGUUCUCACUGACUAUAUCAGUCACGUCAUCGCAAAUAUACAGGAGUCUGUGCCUCAGGGAUCAUCGCUCACUGCGGACCACAUCUCCAAGCUCAUUGGUUGCUUGCGCGACAACAUCCGCUCCCCGGACAGGAAGCAGUUGACCGCUGACCUGCUGGACCUUCGAGCCGCGCUGCUUGCUGCCACAGUACCUCUCAACAGCCUGCAGGCAGUGCUCUUCAGCUUCCAAGAUGCAGUGAAGAGGGUGUUGAAGCAGCAGCAAGUGAAGCCUCACUGGAUGUUUGCCCUGGACAAUCUUCUAAGACAGGCAGUACAAGAUGCCAUCACUGUGCUCCUACCAGAGCUGAAACUCCAGCUGCAGUCCUCAUUUGAGAUGGAGGACAGCUCCCCCGAGGAACAGUCUGCCGACCCAGACACUCCUGUAGUCCUUGUGCCUGACCAGGUGGGGGCGCCAGCAGACCUGCAGCAGUCGGCACCCAGCAAUGAGAUCACCCCUACGGCCGACCUCCAAUUUCCCACAGACCUUGUCCUCAAUUCUACCUGUACCCUCAGCGAGAAACUGAGAGAUCUACGACUAGGGACCAAAAGACUGCUGAGUCAGCUGAGCGAGAAGGAGAGAGAGUACCAGGAGCUACUGAGGACCUCUGUCCAGAGGAAACAGGAACAGAUAGAUGCACUGAAGAAAACAGCUGUCACUGAAGAUGAUGAGUCGGCCUUGCAGAAACGCUCUUAUCCAGAGAUGAAGGCUUUGGUGCGCUGGCUCAAGUCUGUCCCUGUAGAUCAAGACACCAUUGAUAAGUUGCUCUCUCAUGAGUUCACCUUGGACUGUCUCCUCUCCAUGGCCUCCAGGGAUGAUUUGAUAUAUUGUAGAAUAAGAGGCGGCAUGCUGUGUCGAAUCUGGGCAGCCAUCACAGGUCGCAGGAGGGCCCAGCUCAGCACACACAGUGAGGACAGCGAGGACACUCUUCUUUAAUGGCUGCUGAUGUUGUACAUCCAUGAACAGAUUUAUUGACAGGCUGGUCCUGUGCUGUGGAGGGAAGAGGCAGCGGUGAACAUAACUGACCUGCAGGGAGCUGAUGUAAAGCAGAAUAGAUUUUGAACCUUGUUGAACUGUGAAUGUCAUUUUUUGUAAAGAUCCUGACCAAUUCAUCAUGUUUUUGUCCAUGUAAGGCAGAAUGCAAAAAUAUUCACUUAAAAGCAAAUCUUGCCAGCUUUUGGUUUGUUUGUUUGGUUUUUUUUUUUGGUUUUUUUUAAACAUUUUCUCAGGGCUUUGGCAAGUGGGAUGAUAAUUAUGCCUUUAUAAAACGCUACCUAGUGGAGUACUGAUUUGUCUGCAAACAAAGUGGUUUGAUGGUAUUUUAAUGAUACCUUCUGAUGAGACUGUACUACUUUGUUUUGCAGAAAACGUAGCAGGACCUAAGUUAUUAAGGGGAUACUAUAUUGAAAAUUAUUUGCACUAUAAAUAAUGUUAAAAACUCGUUCAAAUAAUGUACAGGAACAUGGAAUUUCCCAGACUGGCUUGUUAUCUGGAUGCAGCCAUUUGUUUGUAACCCGGAAAAGGGGGUUUGUGAGGGAGUGACGUAGGCUGGAAGAAGUGAUGAAAUGGUGAGCAGACUUUAAAUUCCACAUGUGUUUCCUCAUCUGUAUUCACAAUGUUGACAUCUCCUUAGAAACAGCGACAUGGACUUUGUGUGUAUGUCGGUGUAUAUGUCUGCUGUGGGUGUUGUAUUGUUUAGCUACUGAUAGCUAAGUCUACUGUUUAACACAUUCCAUGUGAGAGCUCAUUUUUUCUGAUAAAUCACUUUGUCUGCUCCUCACUUCUUCAAGGUAGGAGAGAAGUGUUAAAACCUAGGUUUAUGGCUUAGACUUCAGAAAUUGAGCUUGGGUAAUAAUAAUGGAAAAAAAAGGAGGAAGGCAAAAGGUAGGGAUCAAAAUGUUAGGGAAUUAAUGGCAUAAGUGAAAACUCUUUACUAGUGUAAGAAGAAAUUUGAGCACUUAUCUGAUUUGUUUUUUCCAGUGUGUCAUUAUCGCCUUGUGUUCUCAGGAGCGAUGUGUCAGAUCAGAGAAUGCUCAUUGUUUUGAUAAUGUCACCCCCGUGUUCUGUCAACAGGGAUAUGACUUCAUUGAGAGACUGGGCUUGGCUCCUAAUAACUACGGCGCUCACUGAUAUGACUAUAUGCCUUAUUCAGUAUUUGGUUUUGAACAGUUGGCUGUGACUGCAAUGGCAAAGGAUGUGUACAUAUUGCUUUUACAUGGCCUUGUGUGACCCGGCGUAUUUAAUGGAGGGCAAUGUUGUCGUGAUGAAACGAGAGCGAACAAGUGCCUGAAUUAUUGAAAAAACCCCACCAUGAUUUAAGAUAUUUUAUCUAUAUGUUCAGAUGUACAUGUUUAUGUAUAUGUUCAAUGUCGCCCAGCUUACACAUUGUCAAGCAAGAAUUAUAAAAAAUGUUCAAUGUUUUGCAAUCCCUGCUUUAAUUUAUAACUGGCACUUCCCAUUCCUAUGUUCAUGGAUAUAUGACAUCCAUUAUUCAUUCAGUAUCAUGAAGUCCCCUUUAGCCAUAAUACUGUUUAGGCCUCUCACAGCGAAGAUCACAGUCUUUGAUUUACCUGUGGACUGAUCAAGAAUGCCGGACAAAUCGGAAGGCACAAGGGCCAGUUAAUCAAGCUAGACGUCUUCCUCGGCUGUCCUUGGAUAGUGACGCAAAGAAAAUUAAUACUCAGAUGUUAUCGAGCAAAUUCAAUUUGGUACCAUCCUGGCCUCUCAUUCCACUCCACUGCUUCCCCUAUUCUUUGUGUAAUAUAUUAAUAUUGUGAUGAAUACACAAAGAAACC